AUGACUGCUGUUUGCACCCCAAAAAUAGACUCUCCGAAUAAUUCAAGGAUUCUAUCUGACCAUGAAGAAGAUAAACAGAACUAUUUUGCAGACCAUAAUAUGAACCCUACAAUAGCUUUGGAUCGGAGAGGGACAUAUUCGAGAAAGCUGUUUCACAAGAUCCCUUUGAAGUAUUGGUGGUAUUCAAUAUUUUUUGUGAUUUUUUUAAACCAAGUGCUGAUUUUAGGAGCAUUAGCGACUCCUCGCUGAGUUAAACAAGGAGAUGAGCCUAAUAGGUGAAAAGGAGGACUAAUUAAAUGUGGGUCUUGCAAUGGAAGAUGGGAAGGGGAAUAUUAUGCUUUUUAUAUUAAUUUUGCAAAUAAAUUAUUAUUUUUUUUUAAAAACAAUUAAAAUAUCCAAAUUUGCAUAUAUGGCAAUCUCAAAUAAAGCUUGUGACGAUGAUAUGGACGGAUACUGCGAUACUUUUUCAAUGCUACUCAAAGCAGGGAUAGCGACUGCUGUAUUUGAAAUUCUUGCACUUUUAUUUUUAAAUAUAUGAGAAAUGCUUAUUUUUGUGGAACUCAGAGGGAUUUUUGUAUUAAAAGACUGAAUUGUGUAUUUCAUUGUCGCAGCAGCUUUUAUAUCAAACACAUUUGCAAUUGCGAUUUGGUUUGGAGUCACAGGAGCUACAUUUAAUGACGACUGCCACAAAGCUUCAAGUAUUAAAAGCCAUGAAAAGGUCUGUGCAACAGAUGGACCAAUUUUGAUGAUUGUUACUGAAAUUUGGAUACCAAUUACAUGCAUCUUUUUUUAUUGGGUUUAUAACAAAAGGUGGACAAUUGUGCCAACUGAAAGUGCAUCUGAGGCGACUACAGGAAUUUUAAGGUAA
Molecule: messenger RNA, 868 nt
Organism: Blepharisma stoltei
Lineage: Eukaryota; Ciliophora; Heterotrichea; Heterotrichida; Blepharismidae
Source: the annotation of a GenBank genome assembly